This is a messenger RNA of Oryza brachyantha (malo sina), 2445 nucleotides long. Its product is annotated as stemar-13-ene synthase-like. NCBI's taxonomy places the organism in Eukaryota, Viridiplantae, Streptophyta, Magnoliopsida, Poales, Poaceae. The record is from RefSeq and is a predicted model, not a curated record. Bases 1 to 2445 code for a protein of 814 amino acids. The transcript is spliced from 13 exons. Gene Ontology annotation, biological process: diterpenoid biosynthetic process. Gene Ontology annotation, molecular function: terpene synthase activity; magnesium ion binding.
AUGUUGCUGAGUUCCUCCUCCUGCCUUGCCGGACAGUUCCCUGCAGGAGCUUCACCCCAUGGGAUGAAUUACCCAAGAAGACCCAGCGGUGUGCCUCCUCCACUGGUCACCAGAGCAGCAUCGGUUGUGCCAAAUUCAGGGAUCCUGCAAGGCAUGCACGGAGACAAACUGAAGGCUACAGUGAGAAAGCAGCUGCAGGGAGCCGAGCCAUCGGCGUCUUCAUACGACACGGCAUGGGUGGCCAUGGUGCCACUCAGGGGCUCUCCCCAGGCUCCGUGCUACCCUCAGUGUGUCCAGUGGAUCCUUGACAACCAACAGCUCGACGGGGCUUGGGGCCAAUCCCCUACCGGUGCAGCCACCAAAGAACUUCUCCUCUCCACGCUGGCCUGUGUUGUUGCCCUUAAGAGAUGGAACACUGGCCCGGAUCAGAUCCGGCGAGGACUGAAUUUCAUUGGAAGAAAUUUCUCGGUUGCCAUGGAUGGGCAAACUGUCUCUCCUGUGGGGUUUAAUAUCACCUUUUCUGGUUUGCUUAACCUUGCUACUGAGAUGGGUCUAGAAUUCCCUGUUAUUGAAAGGGACAUCGAUGAUAUUUUUUACCUCAGGGAGAUUGAACUGAAAAGGGAUGGCGGUGGCACAGGUGCAGCAAGAAAAGCCUUCAUGGCAUAUGUAUCAGAAGGGCUUGGGAGAAGACAGGAUUGGGACCUUGUAAUGCCAUAUCAGAGGAAGAACGGCUCAUUGUUCAACUCGCCUUCCACAACGGCUGCUGCAGCAAUCUACAGCUGCAACGACAGGGCACUCGACUAUUUGGGUUCACUCACUAGCAAAUUCGGUGGCUCAGUGCCAGAGAUAUAUCCAGACAAUUUAUACUCCCAGCUUUGCAUGGUGAACACUCUCGAGAAGAUGGGGAUCUCUUCGGAUUUUGUCUAUGAGAUACAAGACAUAUUGGACAUGACUUACAGGUGCUGGAUGCAAAACGAGGAAGAAAUCAUGUCGGAUAUGACGACGUGUGCAGUGGCAUUCCGUUUCCUUCGUAUGAAUGGUUAUGACAUCACCUCAGAUGGAAUGGCUCAAUUUGCUGAACAAUCCUGCUAUGAUGAUUCAAUUCAUGCAUAUCUCAAUGACAUUAAGCCUUUGAUGGAGCUGUACAGAAGUUCACAAGUUUGCUUCUCCGAAAAUGACUUGAUCCUACAAAAUAUUGGUUCCUGGUCAGCUAAAGUUUUGAAGCAGCAACUCUCCUCCAGAAAGAUGUCAAAAUCAUUAACACCAGAGGUUGAGUAUGCCCUUAAAUUCCCCAUCUACGCAAACGUGGAACCCCUAGAGCACAGAGGGAACAUAGAACGAUUCAAGACAAACAGCUUCCAUCUUCUGAAAUCAGGAUACUGUGGCUCCCGCGCAAAGGAAGAAAUUCUUGCCUUGGCUGUUGACAAAUUGCAUUCUGCCCAGUCUGUUUACCAACAGGAACUUCUGUUUCUCAAGAGCUGGAUGGCAGAAUACGGACUGGAUGAGCUGAAAUUCGCAAGAGUACAGCCGCUGCAGUCGCUCUUGUGUGCCGUAACGCCGUUGUUCCGAGAAGAACUGUCGGACGCCCGUGUUGCAUGGGCCCAGAACGUCAUACUGUCGACCGUCAUGGACGACCUGUUCGACGGCGGAGGAUCCAUGGAGGAGAUGAGGAACCUGGUCGCCCUCUUCGAGAAAUGGGAGAAGCACGGUGAGGUUGGCUUCCUGUCACAGAACGUGGAAAUUGUGUUCAAUGCUGUUUACCACACCAGCAACCGUGCUUAUGCGAAGGCCGCGCUGCUGCAGAAACGCAGUGUCGUGGUUCACAUGGCCGAGCAAUGGGCGGUAGAGGCCAGGGCGAUGAUGGCCGAGGCAGAGUGGGUGGCAAGCAAGCACAUGCCGGCGACAAUGGAGGAGUACCUGUCUGUGGGUGAGUACUCCUUCGGGCUGGGCCCCAUUGUCCCAUUGUCGUUGUACCUUCUGGGCCACGAGCUGCCGGAGGAGGUCGUCCAGAGCGGUGAGUAUGUGCGGCUGCUGCGCCUCGCCAGCGUCGUCGGCCGCCUUCUCAACGACGUGGCGACCUACGGGAGGGACAUGGAGGCAGGGAAGCCCAACGCCGUCCUGCUGCAGGCUCUUCGACGUGACGCCACCACCGGCGGCGGAGUAUCUCCGGCGUCCAUGGUGGCGGCCAAGGAGGACGUGAGGAGGGUCAUCGCGGCGGCCAGGAUGGAGCUGCAGAGGCUGGUGUUCAGAGAUGGGCACGUGGUUCCUCGGACGUGCAGGGAGGUGUUCUGGCAGACGAGCAAGGUGGCGAGCAUCUUCUAUGGAGAGGAGGAAGACGGGUACUCGCACAAGGCGAUUCGGAGCAUGUCUGACGCGGUGAUUCUUGAUCCGAUGCAGCUAGCUGCACCUACCACAACUUUACAUUGGAGCGAAAUCGAACUGUAA